Molecule: messenger RNA, 986 nt
Organism: Phragmites australis (common reed)
Lineage: Eukaryota; Viridiplantae; Streptophyta; Magnoliopsida; Poales; Poaceae
Product: protein NEGATIVE REGULATOR OF RESISTANCE-like
Exons: 1
Coding region: 18-584 (188 amino acids)
Biological process (GO): regulation of systemic acquired resistance
Source: RefSeq, a predicted model, not a curated record
CAGAAGAAGACCACUGCAUGGAGAAGUUUGAAAGAGAGAGAAAAAUAUUCCUUAGCAUCCUGGCCUUUUUUUUCCCACCAUUCUUUCCCUUCCCCUUGCUUAUAAACCACUAUUUACUUUUCCUCCAAAACACUUCCCUGCAGCCAACAAACACUUCUGCUCGCUGCUCCUCGCGCAAGCACUCCUCACGCUGUGAGACCAUGGACGCGACCACCACCAAGCGCAAGCGCCCAGCCGCCGACAUCCCUAGCGACGCCACCGCCGCCGCAGCCGUCGACGAGGUCUCCGACGCCGAGGUCGAGGAGUUCUACGCCAUCCUCCGCCGCAUGCGCGACGCGUCCCGCCGCCUCUGCGGCGCCGGCGCCCGCCCUCCCCCGCGCGCCCCGGCGUGGCGGCCCAGCUUCUCCUGGGAGGACUUCGCCCCCGCGCCGGCGCCGGAGCCGGCGCAGCCGCGGCCCGACGAACGCGUCGUCGCAGAGAACGCCGCAGCGCCGCGGGCCGGCCUCGACCUCAACGCCGAGCCGGAGCCCGACACGCUGUCGGAGCCGGCCACGCCGCGCUCGGCGCGCACCGCUCCGGCGUAGCGUGCGGCGCCCACGCCGCGAAGGAGACGACGACGCGUGGUGCAGGGGGGUGCGCACACCAGGACACAUCCAUGCGGAUUCGUCCUCGCCUGGUUGGGUGGCGGUGAUCUCACUGGACGGGGCUCGCCAUCCACGACGCCGUGCUGCUCUCCGGCCCUUACUGAUUAGCUCGUGUAAUCCGUAUGCCUAAUUAGAUGCCUCUCCCUUUCUCCCCCGUGUGGUUAAUCUUAAUCACUUGUAGGAAAACUGAAUCGUAGUAAUUAAUGUACCGUCCGAAACUGAAGUGUUUAAUUACUUAUUAUUCGUCGUGUUUGAUGUAUCAUUAGCUUGUUAACGAUAUGAUAGAGGUUUUACAGCUUUAAAUAAUCUUUAAUACAGCGCUUGAAGGAUUGUAUUUUUUUU